UCAGAAUCGACAACUUGUCAGGGACACACAGACAGACAGGUAGCAGAAAGUAAAUGUCCCGGAGGAAUUUACUACGAGUACGAAAGUGUAUCAAUACGACAUAAACAAUGGCUGAUCAGAAUGCAGUGCCAAAUGGAGGUGGGGACCCUAGACGGGAUGACACAUUCGAGAUGGACCUGAAAGAAAUCCUGGAGGAUGGCCCAAACCUCAAUGACAUGAGCAACACUGUCCAGAGUGGCUCGCCCAAAAAAACUAUCAGUAGGUCUUACAGUGGGAGCUCUGUGUCUGCUGCUAGCUUUGGAUCCACUGAACCACGACUAACUCGGUCAUUUACUAUGCCUCCUGCUACCAGUAAUGUUCCACUAUCUAGUCAAACACCAGUCCAGAGUAAUGGGGACUUUAUUCCUAAGACGGUUUCAGCAGCACAGUCCAAACUGGAGUCUAUACGACACUGGAGCGUGAACACUUUUAAGUGUACAAAGCAGUACCUGGCUGAGAGAUUAGGGAAGGGUUCCAAGACUGUUGAUCUGGAGCUGGAGACACAAAUAGAGGUUCUUAGAGACAUGCAGCGCAAAUAUGCCAAUAUUUUACGUCUGGCACGUACCCUUACCAAUCACUUCUACCAAGUGGUACAGACCCAACGAGCUCUGGGUGAGGCGUUCGGAGAGCAGGGGCAACGUAGCCCUGAACUACACGAAGAAUUCUCCUACAACUGUGAGACACAGCGUGCACUGGUCAGGAACGGAGAAACACUACUAGGUGCCAUGAACUUCUUCACAUCGAGUGUCAACACAUUGUGUAAUAAGACCAUGGAGGAUUCCCUGAUGACUGUCCGACAAUACGAACAUGCACGGUUAGAAUAUGAUGCGUACAGAAACGACCUGGAGGUACUACAGCUGGGUCCUCGAGAUGGGGGCACUGUGUCCAAGAUAGAAGAGUCCAAGCGCAAGUUUGAUGACUACAAAGUUAAAUUUGAACAAUUGAGGGCUGACGUUACCAUCAAACUGAAAUUCCUAGAUGAGAAUAGGGUUAAAGUGAUGCACAAACAACUCCUGCUGUUCCACAAUGCUGUUUCUGCAUAUUUUACUGGUAAUGAUGCCGCCCUUGAAGCCACCCUGAAGCAGUUUAACAUCAAGCUGAAGGGAGCCAACACAGAAAUGCCAUCUUGGUUAGAGCAGUGAAGAACCAGGUCACGGAGCAUGCCUAUAUAUACAGCCUCAUAUCAUCACAAGUCGUCUAUGUAGUCAACAACGUCAUUGUUUAUCGAGUCUGAAAGUUAUUCAUGAUCAUUCAAUAUGUCACUUUCUAUUCCUUUUAGAGGAGACCAACAAAGAUUCUAAUUUAAACUUAAUCAAGUUUAAUAUUGUAAAUCAUAAUUAUUCACCUGUAAUGCUUUGAAGCCAGAACAUAGUUUUUGAAAAGGUUACACAGGUACUCAUGAAAAGUUUCAUCAUAACUACAGUUGUCAGCGGCAAACCAGUUUACUGAUUCUCAGUCAAAAACCAGAAAAUAGUUGCACAAAUCACUUCAAUAAAUGUUCAGACAUAAUAUAUUUUCUUAAAGAGACAUAAUAUAUGACUCUGAAGAGACAUAAUGAAUAACAUAUUCUCCUAAAGAGUAAUGUACUGGUAAUUGUGCAAAGGACUAUUAUAGAAAUGUUAUUAAAUAUUUGUUUAGGUAAAAUCUUCUAUGGUCAAUCCUGAAAAAAAGAAAUUCAAAAUCAUCAAUUUUUUUUUUUAUAAAACUUCCAUUAUAAUGCAUUAUAUUCAAAGGAAUUUCUUCUUUUUAGUACAUGUAGAUGUUAGAUGCUGGAUUUAAUUUUUUUGUCAUUGUAGUAUUUGGUAAAAAUGUGUUGAAAUAAGGGACAGCGGAAUAAAUGUUAUAAUUGACCACAAGAUGGUGCAUGCAUAACAAACAUAUAUAAUACACAUAAUAGCUCUGUCAGUAUCUUUCAAACAAGUCAAAUAUAUGUAACUUACGACUGAUAUCAUUUAAUAAAAAUUCAUAACGGAAAUCAGAAUUAUAAAAUUUGAUAAUGGUGACAGGAAAGACCAUAACAGUUGCUAUUAUAAUACAAUAUUUUUUUUUUUUAUAAAUCCUUUGAGAAGAAAACUUUAAAAAGUGGUGACGUUGUGUUCCAUACUUACAGCUUAUAUGUUACAGCGGAACUUAUAUGUUUCAGCAGAACUUAUAUGUUUCAGCGGAACUUAUAUGUUUCAGCAGAACUUAUUCUCGGUUGUCUUAUAAAACACACAGUGAAGUACCUACAUAGAUAUUUUGUUUACAUAGUUUUUCAGAUUAUGAAGGGUUUAAUUUUGAUAGACUACAAUGUAGAAAUAUUUUCAUUGUCAGAAAUCAUGCACAUUUUAUUGAACAUGAACGCAGAAAAUGUCAGGAAAUGUUAUUUUAUUUACAUGGAUACAAGAAGGCCAAACAAAGUAGAUUUAUGUUACAAUGCAUAUCUACUUGUGUUCCUGUCAUUUGCUGUCAGAAUGGUUGCUUUUGUCCAGUGUUGUGGAUUUCAUAAUGUUGAAUUAAAGGCUUUGCACCUCAGGUUUUUUGCAUAAUCAACUUUUAAAUUGCGUCCAUUUUCACUGCAUCAAAACAAAAGGAACAUCAGUACUUAUUUAAGGUGAAUCUUUGUUGAUUUUAAUGCUGUGUUUGAUACUUUUUUGAUGAUCUCUUGCAACUUUUGCUGAAUAGCAUAUCAUGGGGAGAUCUUUUCCAAUAUGUUAGUUUAAAUAUUUUCAUAUCUCUCAAACAGUAGUUUGAUGAGUUACAGAUCUUUUGUUAGGGACUUCUUAAUAUUAUUUAAUGAAUAUAUUUAACUUUUUUGUUACUCUACAAAUGAAAAAGAAUUACUCUAUACAAAAGUUUUGUUACUCUGACUUAUGCUGACAAGAAAAAUGGUCUACUUCGAUACUUCAGUUGCUUGAAUAUUACCAGUUUGAGAUCAAGUUCAUUCUGAAAAUGGUUUGAAAUCCACUGCAGGCAUUUAUUCAAAAACUGGUUGUGUGAUUUUUAUUUUGUGAUGUGAUUCAUGAAUAUAUUGGAACAGUUUUGUUUUAUGUAAAUAAUAUGUUUUUUUACUCAUGUUAAAGCUGUACAUUUAUUGUAAAAUAAUGAUUUAAGAUUAAGGUCAGUAUGACCCAUUUUAAGUGCAUUUUACAUAAAUAUUUGUAAGAUUGAAAUCCUCUGUAUAUGGAAGCAUUGCUGUAUGUAAAUCCUUGCUUUGGAUGUUUUUAGGUCUUCCUCAGUAUGGGAGGGAGAGAGACGGAGGGAGGGAGGUAGAGAGUUAGUGAAAGAGGGAGGGAGGGAGUUGGGAGAGAGAGAGAGAGGGAGGGAGGGAGAGGGAGGAAGAGAGGUGCCUGAACCAUUGCGACUGAGAUUUUUGUUUUGUUUUUGUCAUAUUAUCUAGAUAUUUUGGAAGGCGUCUUUUGUUAUGUAGAUUUGGUGUAUUGUCGUCAUUCAGCAUUUGUUUAGUACCAGAAACCUAACCAUGUCUGGAGGAAUUGAUGUCAGCUCUAAUAGGAAAUGUAUGGUGUAUUUGUUAUGGGCUUGUGUAUCUUUUGAGUGUAUUUUUGUUAAAUUUAUGAUCCUGUAUAUUAAGAAGUCGCAAAAUAUGCUGUUUAACCCUUGAAAUGUAUGGCACUCAGUCACAGACAUACAUACACAUACGUAAUCUCUCAUUCCUGCGCCUACAUCACAUAAUUGUCCAGGUCAGAAAGUAGGGUAAGAAAUUUCUAUCUUACACCUAAUUUCAUUUGGGUGACUUCAUAAUUGGACAACAAUAACCAUAAGGAUUUCAAAUUAGGGUAAAACCCACAGCAAGCCUCUGAUUUUACCCAAUUUGGAACCGGUGGGUGGAAUGUCCCUAUCCUUCACCCCCAGACAUGAAAUAGUCAAAAUGUUCCAGUGUUUGGCAAGAGACCACGUGUAUGCUCCCUAGUUACUUGAAGUGGAUCCCUUAUAGGCUCAGUACCCUGGAUGCACCAAUUGUAAGCUAAAACGUUACUAAAUUACCUAGUCUGUUGGUAGUAAUAUAUUGGCCAAGUUAUUAGCAGUUGACCUCCUGUAGGCUCCCCAUUCACAGCAGUGGACCACCUGUCGGUUCCCUGGUCACAGGCAGUUGGCUAUCUGUUUGAUCUUUCAGCCAUUGGCAUUUGACUACCUGCAGGAUUCCUUGUCACUGGCAUUCGAACACCUGUAGGCUUCUGGUCAUUUGAUUACCUGUAGUUGACCUAGUCAUUGGACCCCCUGUGGGCUCCCCAUUCACCGGCAGAAGGCCACCUGUAAAAACACCAGUCACUUGCAGUGAACUCCUGUAGCAUUCCCAGUUUCUGCCCUUGGCCCACUGACAGUGUGUAUCUGUGAUACUGUAGGAUAUAUCUGUUCAUGUCCAACACAUUUAAUUCUGCUGUUUAUUUCCUUAUUUUCACUAUAUGUUGUCAGCUACUGUAAUUAUUAUAUUAUCCUGAGUUGUAAUCAUUUAUAUUUCUCUAACUUUCUUAACUUAAAGUGUUACUGUGUAUUCAGUACUGUUAUGUAGUACAGCAAAAACACCAGCAUCUUAUCAUAUUCACAAACAAAUUUGUGUAUACUGAAACUCUCCCUUUUAUAAAGCUGCUGGCCUAAUGAUACUAGAAAGGUUGUAAAACCUGAAAUAUGACUUUGAAAGUAUCACAUAUCUUGCAGCAUUAUGACUCUUCUAGUCAUUGAUUUACCAACAGUAAAAAAUAGUAAAAACAAAUUUAAUAAAAUAACCCAGGCAUUAUCAAUAUAAUGUAUUAUUCAACCAUGAUAAAUGUAUAUAUAAACAUACAAGUAUAUUGGAUACAAAUCAUUAACUAGUUCAUAGUUUGUCUUUCUGAUUCUUAGACUUCCUUUAUUUUAAUAGAUCUCGGAGCAUUGAAGUUGUCACUAUUUUACCUAAAAUCUUUACAAGAUGUAUAUUUUUUUUCAUUAUUCAAACGAUGUGAUUCAUUCGAGUAAAGCUUAUUAAAUAUCUGAUGAUUUUACCCUUCGGUGGACUAUUAUAUCACAGCUGCCAGAGAUUAUCUUUGACAUACCUUCCAUACAAUCCUGUGCAAUAUUUUGUUGAAAAUGUUAUAUUUCAUCUGAAUCAAUUACCAUUUGUUACUAGACAGUUUCAUGCAGUCAACCAUGUACAAGAUAUGUUAACUGUUUGUGUUGUCCUAUCUCAUAUUUAUUAUCCACAGAAUAUUGAGUUCUUUCUAUUGCUUGGUUUGGUUUGUUUGUGUUUACUUCCUAUUAACAGCUAUGGUCAUUUAAGGAUGUGCCAGGUUUUGGUGGUGGAGGAAAACCGGAGUUCCCGGAAAAAAACCCAACGACCUACCGACAGUACCUUCCUUAAUGCAUAUACACUGUUAAAGUAAUUUUUUAACACAUCUUGUGUUACAGAACAACAACACUCUCAGCUAUGUGUAAUCAUUGUCUUUGAUACUAUGUCAGAACUCUUAUAAUUUUCACAUAUAAAAAUGAUGGUAUCUUCAAUUAAAUAUAGCAUCAGUUUUGCAAUUUUAUUUAUUAAAGCUUAAAAUAUGAAGUUUCCUGUGUUCAUAUUUACAAUUGGUGAGCAGUCAACUUAUUUCAUUUCAAAAUUCCAAUACAGUUUUAUUUAAUUAUUUAUAUUUGUUUAUGCACAUUUCUAUAGUAAAUGUCAAACUUGUUUUGUUUAAUGGCAAAUUUAUUCUGUGAUCAUGGUUCAUAUGUCGGCAACUGAUCAUUUUACUUUACAUUAUGGAUACUUUAAAGGGUAUCCUGUAAUACCUUUGAUGCCGAAUUUCUCUAUGAAUGUGUAUCCAAGAUACUUCAUUAUCACUUCUUGUAACGUCACUGAUCAACACAUAAAUCCAUAUCAAAUUAUAAUCUUUGCAUUGCUGUGUAAGCAAGUCAUAUGGGACCACAGAAUAUGUUGAGUAUAACCUAUCUUUAUAUUUUCCUUUUAAAAAGGAAUGAACAUUUCAUAAUUAUAAUUAUGUGUGUAUAUAUAUAUACAUGUACAUGAAUUCCAUGGAUUUAUACAGCCCCCUCCCUACCACCUGACAUACUGUUAACAUGUUCUUCUUUGUACCUCUUAUUAGUCUACAAGUACAAGUUGUGUGUUAAUUUUGAUUGGUUGAACUUUUGGGAGAUGUUUCACAUUGUCUUCUCAACAAUAUUUUCCACAUUCUUCAUUGGUUUGUGGUCGUUUUUAGCUGCGAUUUUUCAGUAGACCCCUUGCUAUAGAAACAAUUGAAUGACAUUUUUUUAACUAUGUAUGACAUAUAAUAGGUGGCCAUGGCCAUUGGUAUAGAAAGCAUAUUUCUUUUGCUGGAACAUUUUUAGGGUCUCUGGGAGAGAAAAAAACCCACCAUUCCCUGCCCCGAGAGAAUGGAAAUGAAAUUCCAAUCCUUUGGGUGUGAUACCUUAAUGACCCUGGUUAACCCUUUCACCACUGUAGACCAUAAUUGACUCAUCUAGAUCAAUGCAUGGUAGAGUCUACUAAAGUUACAUAGGGGUGAAAGGGUAAAGGGCUUAAGGCGUUCACGAAUCUUGGUUGAAAUUUGUUUGCUAUACCCUCAAGGGAAGGAAAGAUACAUUAUAUCAGUCAAUCACUGGUCUACAUUAAUGCAAUAGGGUAUGUGUACAUAGGUGAUAGUUUGUGACCCAUUGCUAAGAAAAACAUGGAAAAUGAAAUAAUUCUUCAAUGGAUUUCGCAAAGUAGUAACGAAAUUGUAUGUGUAUAUUUAUUUUGUAUAAAAUCAAACCAUAGGAAUCGGUGAUGCAAUAACAGUCAUGUAGCAGAAUACAUACCUAAAAAUGUUCUAGUAGCUUUGGUAAAAUAGUAUAUUUACAUAUAAAUGUUCUAGUAGCUUUGGUAAUUGUGUGGGUUAGAUAUUUAUGUAUUGGAGCAAAUAAUGAUAUACUAGUCCAGAAUUUUAGUUAGUAGUCUUGGUUAUUAGACCAUUCAAACCAAGGAUAGUGGCAAGAUCAGCAUGCAAACCCUUAUAUUUAUGUUGAUCUUGAAAUGGCAAAGAAAAAUAGCUGACUUGGUUUUUCUUGUAGAUCAAAACAUUCUACAAUUUAGUUACACAAUGAAUUUAAGGUAUUUUAGAAUGUGACAGUUUUCAUAAUAAUUUUGAACUUCUUAUGCUAGUAUAGAAUUUAACAGGUUUGCAUAGUUUUACCAACUAAAGGUAACAUUCAGUAUAUGUAACUACAUCAUGUAUUAUUAUUAUUAUUCAAAAUUGUGUCAUUGUCUUCAAGGUAUAAAUACACAUAACUAUGAUAUAUACAUUAAUGUGAUUGAAAAAGUUUUGGUUCACUGGUUUCUAAUGAAAGAACAAACUAUUUUAAGGAUCUAAAUAUUGUAAUCAAUUGAGGUUGAACAGUGUAAUGUAUUUUAGAAAGCUUCAUGGACUAGAAACUAUCGGCAAAUGUCGGUUUUAAUUGAUCUUUACCAUGCUAGUUAAACAGUAGUACUCCCAGCUCAUUACUAUUUGCAAUCUAUACGAAAUGUAUGAAAUCUCGGUAUUGAAUUGUUACGACUAAGUCACUCGUAUUAUUUAUUUAUUGGGGUACUCUGGUUCUGAUGGUAUAAAACUCACUUUGCUGUGCUGUACAUGUAUUCAUAUAGACGCUUGAGAAACUAUAGCUAAUAUCACACUUUCCAUGUGUAUAAAAUAUCCAUGUUAUAUAAGGUCUGUGAAAUACACCAAAUGAAUAAACAUUAAAAAACAAAA
Mizuhopecten yessoensis (Yesso scallop) is the source of this 7745-nucleotide messenger RNA. RefSeq names its product arfaptin-2-like. Gene Ontology annotation, biological process: regulation of Arp2/3 complex-mediated actin nucleation; intracellular protein transport. The transcript has 6 exons. Lineage: Eukaryota; Metazoa; Mollusca; Bivalvia; Pectinida; Pectinidae. The record is from RefSeq and is a predicted model, not a curated record. Bases 108 to 1181 code for a protein of 357 amino acids. Gene Ontology annotation, molecular function: phospholipid binding; protein domain specific binding. Gene Ontology annotation, cellular component: trans-Golgi network membrane.